AUGCUUGUGUGUUUCUCCCUUUUUGUUUAUUUCUUUAACAACUUGUUAAAAUAGGUAUAUAUAUAUAUAUACGCUGGAAAAUGUGCUUGGCCCGUCCCUACAUCACAAGCACCAUAUACAUCACCACAUGCAUUCCAUGUUAUGAAGUCGUCAUUUAAUAAUAGCAAAUCAUAUAUAUGUAUUUUUAUUUUACAAGAAUAUAAGCCACUUAUAUUCCACCUCCAUGCUUAUUAUGAUUCAUCCCUACACUUUAAUGCGUUAUGUGAUAUAUUUUUAUCGUAAAAUACCAAUCUAUAUAAUAUACGUCGUAUAUAUAUUUGUGGCUGUCAAAAUUUUGUAUUAAUAUAGAAGAAAGUAGAGGACUAGCAGCUUAUACUAAAAUGUUAUGCUUUCGAAUGAUAUGAUUAAUUCACCGAAUGAUGAAACUGUAGAAAAUGAAAAAAAUUAUAAAAUGGAAUUUUCUGAGUAAAUUGAACGUUUCCCAUUCCAAAAACAUACUGUAUGUACAAACUCGCUCUUUUGUAAGAAUAUACUUUUACAAACUUUUUUAAUUAGAUGUAAACGAAAAAGAAGAAAGAAAACUUUCAUUUUUCGAAAUUACGUCUUAAUUUGAGUUUUUGUUAACUUUAGUUACGUCUUUAAGUUUUUUUUUUGUUUCAAUACGUCUUUGAGUUGAUAACGCAACUCUGCAGUUCCAGUCCAAAUUAUUGAUAAACAGCCUGUUAACACGAUUAUAUAAGCUAGCAACAAUUGGUAUUUUCACACUUGUACAAACUAUAGAAAACCUUACCUGCAUAAAUAAAUAGAUAUAGCACAACAUUGACAAAAGAGAAGAAAUUAAAGGAGUCCCGUGUCUCUUCUUCUUCCUUUCCUUCCGGCCUCGUGAAAACAAAAUUGUUAUCAUCUUUUAUAUAUACACGUACAUUACAUAUAUACACUCAAGUACACAUAAAUAGAAUAUGGUUGUGUGAUUUGUGUUUAUUGAAUUCAAUAAUCCUCAUUAUCUUAUGCCAAAUUCUCAUGCAGAUAUCUCUUAAUCUCUUUUCACCACCUACGAUAAUUAACGAAUGCAUAAGUAACCUACAAUUAAUUUCAUCAAUAAAUGUGUUUACCAAAAGUCCAGAUGUGGUCCAUCAAUUAAUUACUAUAUCCGAGAAAACAUACCAAAUUAACAAUAACAUCAUGAAUGACGUAGAUCAUCAUGUAAUUUGACAAAAGGCCAAAGUCCCACUGGUUCAAUCCGAAACAGCAAUUUUUUCUUCUUUUUCUUCUUCUGUUUUCAUGGCAACCCGAAGCAAAUCAUGGCGCUAGAGAAAAUCUCGUUCGUCAAAAGAUCCUUUCAUCAAUUUCUAUUAUUAACGAGCUACGUCUUACACAUAAAUGCAUAGUCCCUAUUCAAUUCUUAAAAUUAUCGUAGCAAUAGAUCAAAAGCUAGAGAGUGAGAUUUCAUAUCAUAUAUAUUUACCAUGUUGUCAUGCAUUUCCCCAUUGUUCUUAAUUUUUAUGACAGAAAAUAGUUAAAUAACAAUUUUAUGAUAUUAGGGUUUUUGAAAGGAGCAAGCCCACAUUGAAUGCCACGCGGUUUUGUGUGGAGAGUAGAGACUUUUCCUUUUGCCACACAGCUGACUUUGGAGGCUUUACCUCCACUUUUGUAGUUAAUGCUUUACAUAUUUUAUUUAGUUAAUUUAUUAAAUACUCAAUUUUGAGAGAACCAAUGGCCCAAGACCAAGAGGGGUCAGCAAUUUUAUCUUUCUAUUUUUAUAUAUAUAGAAGAAGGCGGACGUAGACUUUUGUCACCAAGCUUAACCAUUAGAUCCUUCCAAAACUAAGAGUGCCAUUAGUGAGCUUAAAGAGUACUGUGAGACUCAUCAACAACUAAAGCUGUCUCAAUUUUCUUUUAUUUUCUUGGCAAAAAGUUGUUAGUGGAAAACUUAAGUGAGGCAAAAAGAGAAAAGGGAGUGUCUAAUUAAGUCAAUUGAUUGAUUGUUUAAGAGAGAGAUCAGGAUAAUGGUUAGACCCCCUUGUUGUGACAAAGGAGGAGUGAAGAAAGGGCCAUGGACUCCUGAAGAAGAUAUAAUUUUAGUUACUUACAUCCAAGAACAUGGUCCUGGUAAUUGGAGAGCUGUUCCCACCAAUACUGGGUUGCUUAGAUGCAGCAAGAGUUGUAGGCUUAGAUGGACAAACUAUUUAAGGCCAGGAAUCAAAAGAGGCAACUUCACAGAACAUGAAGAAAAGAUGAUUGUCCAUCUCCAAGCUCUCUUAGGCAAUAGAUGGGCUGCAAUUGCGUCUUAUCUUCCACAAAGGACAGACAAUGACAUUAAGAACUAUUGGAACACUCACUUGAAGAAGAAACUCAACAAAGCCAAUCAAGUUUCUCAUCAAGAACAUGAUCAAUCAAGAGACCGUUCCUCACUCUCUUCUUCUCCAUCGUCUUCGUCAGCUAAUUCCAACUCAAACAUCGCAAGAGGCCAAUGGGAAAGAAGACUUCAAACCGAUAUUCACUUGGCGAAAAAGGCUCUCUCUGAGGCUUUGUCUCCUGCCGUAGCACCGAUCAAUACAGCAACAACAUCUUCUUCUACUGAAUCAAGACGUUCUACUUCCUCAGCUAGUGGGUUUCUUAGGACGCAAGAAACAUCUACCACUUAUGCCUCAAACACCGAGAACAUAGCGAAAUUGCUCAAAGGGUGGGUGAAGAAAUCGCCAACUCAGAACUCCGCGGAUCAAAUGGUUUCUCCGGAUUCUGAGACAAAAGAAGUGAUCAAGAGUAAUGUCGAGAAGGACUGUGCAUGGGCAUUUCAGUCAUUUUCAGGGUUCGAUCACUUAAAAGAUCGUGACUCAGCUGGUGUUUCACCUGAUCAGGAGACCAAACCAGACAUAACUGGAUACAGUAACCAAAGUCAAUGGUCUUUGUUCGAGAAGUGGCUGUUUGAGGAUUCUGGUGGACAGGUUGGUGAUAUUUUAUUGGAUGAAAACCCUAAUUUCUUCUGAAAAUUUUGGUUAAUCAGAUGGUUUUCGAAUUAAUUAAGUCGCUAAAAUUAUGGUUAGCUGAAUCGUUUAUAAUUUUAUUUAUUUUUAUUCGUUAUAAUGAUGGGUUCUUCUACAACUGGCCUUGUGAAAUCUCAAGGGGCCUGAAAUACGUCCACCCAAUGAUUUUAGUAUUGGUGUAAUAGUUUUCUAAUACUCAAUUUGUUAUUUUGAACUAUUGUUUUUAUGUUAUUUGCAUGUUUUGUUUGUAUUCUAAACAAAUUUAAGAACAAUAACUCUCAAAUAUAAUGUUUAAGAGAUUAA
Molecule: messenger RNA, 3287 nt
Organism: Brassica rapa (field mustard)
Lineage: Eukaryota; Viridiplantae; Streptophyta; Magnoliopsida; Brassicales; Brassicaceae
Product: transcription factor MYB30
Biological process (GO): response to auxin
Source: RefSeq, a predicted model, not a curated record